Messenger RNA from Tilletiopsis washingtonensis, 431 nucleotides. RefSeq lists its product as hypothetical. Lineage: Eukaryota; Fungi; Basidiomycota; Exobasidiomycetes; Entylomatales. The transcript has a single exon. The record is from RefSeq and is a predicted model, not a curated record. The coding region runs from base 75 to 338 and encodes 87 amino acids.
CUCAAAAUCAAGCUCGGCGUCAGCUUGAUCAGCAACUCGCGGCCUUUCAGCUCAGGCUUGUCUCAGGGCCAGUCAUGGAGGACGAGGUCGCCACGUCGCCGUACAGCUCGGCGGCGCGCCGUGCUCGACCAUCGACGCCGCGAGUCGCGCGUGGCCGAGGCGCUGCUUCACCAGGCGCUCCUCACCCGGCCGGCUCUCGGCACAGCGCACGUGAGUUCUCUCUCUCUCCCUCUCAGCAGCCGCUCAGGCACAAGCUCGCUUUCGCUGGCGUCGGCAAAGCAAGACGGCUGCGCCAAGGUCUGAGCGCUUGGCCGGCUGAGCGCUUUUCCCGCGCCUAGCUGCUUGCGGCGACGGCGCGGCGCAUGAGCGCUGAUGCAGGAUGGCUGCUUGCGGCGCCGGCGCCGUACGCGCGGCGCCGUACGCGCGGUGCC